Molecule: messenger RNA, 1311 nt
Organism: Spirometra erinaceieuropaei
Lineage: Eukaryota; Metazoa; Platyhelminthes; Cestoda; Diphyllobothriidea; Diphyllobothriidae
Source: the annotation of a GenBank genome assembly
AUGUACUCAAAACUGAAGUUCCUCCAAGGCGAUUCGACUACCUCAGUUCGAUCAGCCUCUCAAUUCCUCAUAGACCUCCGAGGUCGGAGAAUUCAAUCGGACGAAAUCAUGGUCUCCUUCGAUGUGACGUCGUUAUUCACAUCUAUCCCACCAAACGUGGCCCGCGAAGUCUUGCGCAAGAGACUUGAAGAGGCGUACGAUGAGACUCAGAAUGCCCUCAACAUUGAACACCUCAUGAGGCUGUUUGAAUUCUGCCAACAAACUUUCUUCACUUUUGCGGGAGAGAUCUAUGAACAAAUCAAGGGAACCCCAAUGGGCUCACCGGUCUCCGGUUUGGUGGCAGAACUGGUCCUACAGGAGUUGGAAAAGAUUGCCUUCCUCCAACAUGAACCGGUGUUUUGGCGACGUUACGUUGACGACACGUUCGUCAUCGUAAAGAAGGACAUGCUGCAACAUUUUCACAGCCUGCUCAACGCAGUCUUCCCGGAUAUAAAAUUCACGAGAGAAGAAGAACAGGAGCAGCAGUUGCCCUUCCUGGAUGUGCUCGUCAGACGAAACCUUAACGGUGAACUUGAAACGACGGUUUAUAGGAAGGCAACGAACACCACACAGCUUCUCAGUUUUCACAGCAACCAUCCGGUGGCUCACAAACGAAGCUGUGUGAAGACGCUCUUCAAACGGAUCCAAACUCAUUGCAGCAAACUGGAAGAUAGAGCGCGUGAGUCCCGUUAUCUCCGCGACCAGUUUGUGCAAAAUGGCUAUCCGAGGGCAUUCAUAAGUCGCUGCCUACGCGGUCGCCACCAGAGAACUCAAACACCAACGCCACCGACGAUGUGGCAUUCUCUGCCAUACAUCAAGGGUGUUUCAGAAGCGACCGAGCGCAUUGCUGCGGAGCUAGGGGUUGGAAUCGCACACCGCCCCAAAGCCACCAUGCGCAACAGGGUCAUGAAGAUCAAAGACCGGUUAAAACCUGAAGAGCAAUCUGGAGUAGUGUAUCGCAUUCCGUGUCAAAAUUGUCCUUGUAAUUACACAGGACAGACUGGACGCAUGCUCGGAUCGCGCAUACAUGAACAUAAGCUGGCUGUGCGGCGAGGCGACGCAUUAUCACAAGUGGCCGCCCACACCUACGAAAUGGGUCACGAGUUUGACUUCGCAGCCACCAAAAUAGUUGCCCACGCCGGAAACAAAACAGGCCGAGAAUUGAUUGAAGCCUGGGCCACGGAUGAGAACUCGGUCAAUCGAUUUAUCGAUCUGGCGCCGGCGUACAGAGCCCUUCGUAGUCACCUCCAGUCGUGCGACGUCGGUCGAUGA